Molecule: messenger RNA, 21526 nt
Organism: Pelobates cultripes (western spadefoot toad)
Lineage: Eukaryota; Metazoa; Chordata; Amphibia; Anura; Pelobatidae
Source: the annotation of a GenBank genome assembly
AUGGAGGCAAAGGCAGACUAUACUCAGGCAUUUGUCCUGUUUGGUAAAGUGGUCGCAAUUUACCUCGUAUUGUCCCAAGGAUGGAAACUGAUUCGAGGUAUAAGAAAUCACAUAUUGUCUGGGUGGUUUCAGACCGACUUAAAACAAUAUGGACGCUGGGCAGGUAAGAAGGAUUAACCACUGAUAAGAGGAAUGAUUUAGUUGUUUGCGAUUUCAUAGAUAUUAUAGGCUUUGCGAACAUCCUUCUCAAUGUCUAAGAAUAUACCACGGAGGUUUGAAAAGUAUGUUUUGAAAUUUACAUGACACACCAGGGGAAAAACACUGAUAAAAAAAAUGGUAAAUUGACAGAUUGUCUGAUACUGUAUCGAGUGUAUAAUUCAAAGAGAAAAGCAAAACACCAUCCCCAGAUAUUCAGUAUUACCUAUGAUUAGCAUGCAUUAGAUAUUCAAUUACUACAAUGCUAUGAUUCUACAAAAUAACUUUUUAGUUACAAAGACCAAAGCUUGGUGCUACUAACAAAAAUGGGAUAUCUAGGGAAAAAUUGAUAUUUCACUACCAGCGAAUUAAAUUGUUCUGCUAAAAUACUAUGGACCAAUGUUUAUAUACUAGGUCCCAUCUGUUAUUUAAAUCUUAUUAUAAUGUAGGGACUAGUAAGACCAUACUAUGCAUUCAGAUUCCUUAAGGGACACUUCACUACCCAUAUACAAUUUUUUAUUUUUUUUAUUAAAUCACUGUUUACUAGAUAUACCUUCAAUUAAAACAUUCAAGAAUUUAAUUAUGCAUUUUUUUUUCAUUGGGGCUAUAUCUAAAAACAGCUUUCAAAACCUGCAGUUCUAUUGUCUGCAGCCUUUGCAAGCCCUCCCCUUCUAACCCUGCUCAGGCUUUCUGUGGCUGUCCAAUCACAGACUUCCCAAUGCAGCUCAAUGAGCAGUCUUUGCAAGGCAGGUGCUCUGGGCAAUUGCUGCCUCAGCUUCACUGAGCUAAACAAACCAGCUUCACUGAGCAACUGUCUGAGAGCGAGGGGGUGUAACAUGUCUAAGUUAUAAAAGUGCCAAUUUGUAUUGAAAUAUGCAUACUCUUUACGCACAUCAGUAAGCUGAAGUGCUUUAAGGAUCUGGAGUGUAACUUUAAAUUUCACUACUUUGCUUUGCAAUGCACUACUUUGUCUAUGGGUUUGCAAAAACUUUCUUGUGUUUUUAUUGUGUUCUGGGAGGUGGAGGACAUAUUUGACAAAGUAGAUACUGCACUCUGCCGCCUAUUCCAUGUGUUGGAGAGUGGUGGUGUACUUAACUGAGUUAGGUGCUAGGUUUUAAGAUUUGGAAUGGACGUGUAAUGGUAAAUAUUAGGCAUGGUGAUACCUGUCACCUCCCUCAAAUACUGAAAUAAUUAUUUGCAAAGUCAUCUGCCAAGAGUUUAUUAACAGAUGGAAAAUGGGCCAGCAUUUUAAAGAAUUUCAUACCAGGCAUCAUUUUACCAUUGUUGUCAGGAUAUGGAAGGAUCCUCAGCAAGAUACAUAUAAUUCAGCAACCCAGACAAAGGCACAUUAGGAAAAGAUAGACAGUUGUUGUAUUAUACCUUUUGGAAUGUCUGGGCUUAAUGCUUAUGUAGAAACAUCAUUAUAUAGAAGUAUCAGCACUAAACUAUCCAAAACACAUGCCAGGUCUAGUUACGUAAAAUAAGUUGGUUCUGAAAAACAGAACUAGGACAAAGCAGAGUCAGGAAUGAAGACAGGUCUGGUACGCAGGAACACUGGACUGGAUAAAGUCAAAGUCAGGGAUGUUGCCAAUGUCUGGUAAGGAACUAAAAGACUUCAGAAUUUUUCGUAAGUGUACUCGAUUUUUGACACAAGCAUCUAGAUGGCAAAAUCAAAAGAUCGCCUUACAACCAUUUCAUAUGUUGCAUUUGAAAAACAUUUUCCAUGCUACUUUCCCGGACCUCAGCAGGCCCAGCUACAGGGCAGAUGGCCCCCUUUGUGGUCCUCCACCACACACUUGACUCUUCAAAGCCGUUCCUUCCAGUGGCCUGGCCUUCUUGGCCCUCCACUUAUUCUUCUUGCAUAUGUGCCUCCUGUCCCAUAUUGUGCUUGACUUCCCUCCUGUUGUCACAGAGUCUGUGUUUAAUGCUAUGGAUUGAGUGGGGAAUAUUAAGGUCUCUGACUGCACACCGUAUAUCCUCCAACAGAUGUUUGAUCACACUAACUCUCACAUUAGGGUUCUCCAGCCCUCUACAGAUUUACCUCAACCAGAAUUGCCUUUUCCUCAUCUGCAUGCUUCUUUACUCCCUGUCAUCCCCUUAUUUCAGAAUGAACAGCAACCUCUUAUUCUCCUUCCUGUGAUCUUAGAACAAGUCUACCUGCUCUGGUCUGAUCCUGCAGACUGUGACUGCCUAACAGUGGGGUAUUCUACUCUACUCUGUUGUAAUGAAGCAGGAUACAUGUACCCAAUGGUGUAAGUUCACAUUCUUACAGAGGGAUCAUAGGGAUUUAGGAGUAGGACGUGUUUGGAGUUAGAGGCACCAAUAGCUGAGGCUGUGAAAUUUAGGGGUUAAGCAGGAAGUGCUUGAAUUGAGAUUUAGAUCUAAAACAAAGGAAAGGGUUAUCUACAGUAAGAACAAUAAUGAUUUUAUAGCCUAUAUAACUAGGUAAGUUGCCCUAGUGCAAAUCCUUGGCCUUCCUAACCCAAGCCUUGACGUUUGCAGUGGUCAUUUUUAACAGCACGGUUAUCUAACAGUGACAUUUCAAAUUAAUAUUAUUAUUUUUUCAAUAUUAUUACUAUUUUCAUUUAUAUGGCGUCAACAUAUUCUACAGUGAUUAAUAAUUGGAGAAUGGGCAUAUUUGACAACAUGAAACAAAUAUUGAUUGUACAGGGGCAAAGUUGGAUUUCUACAGAGUGGUCUAGGUGAAUUGUUCAGUAGCUGUAUAAUGUAUAUGAUGUAUUGUUAUAUCUCGCUUUGCAGUGGUAACAGGAGCAUCAGAUGGAAUUGGCAAAUCAUACGCUCGAGAGGUAAGCUUUAUACAUUUUUUCAAGGUUUAUAAGGUUCAGAAAGGUAAUUUGUUAAGGUUCUUAUGGUUAAAUCUGCUUUUUAGUUUUAGUUGGAGAUCCCAAUCUGUGCAGUUUGCAUUGUGAGUGUUUGUUGCUUCAUUUCAAUACUCUCAUAGCUGUAAUAAAAAAAAUUAUAUAUCCAAAUAAAAAUAAUGUAUAUCUGAAGUAAAUAAAUAAAUAAAUAAUAAUAAAAAUAAAAAAAACACUGAUCAAGUGCCUCCAGCCUUUUGUAGGCUUGUCUAGGUGUACCCCCAUUGGAUAAAGCUUUUAAAUAUGUAUUUUUGUAGAAGUAUACAAUCAAAACAGAGAUUUCAUGUUUUAAUGUCUUUUCUAAUAAAUGUAAAUUUGUCUUGUUAGUGGCUCCAUCAGUUUUAGAUACGAUAUCAUUCACCCCAGCCCUUACUCUCUUGUCUAUGCGGCUUUUAACAUUUGACAUUUUAAAACAAUAUCUCAUUUUUUAAAUGGAGAAGAUGUGUAAGUCUAUGGGAUGCUUUUGGGACACACACUUUGACAGAUCCACCUUGAUUUCGUUCUUCUAUUUAGAAGCCUAAUUUUUUAUAGUUUUUUGGGGAGAACUGUCUCAUUGGUAUGCCUUUCCCCUAUUUUGUUAUUCUUUCUUUCUUCCCUCUUCUGCUAAUUCCAGAGUUUGGUUAUUAUUUUAUUAAUUAAUUUAUUUUGUUUGUUUUUUUACAAAAAUCAAGAGGUGGUUGCUUUUUAUUAGGUCUUUAACCGUUUAGAAUUUUUAUCCAUUUUAAUGCUUUAACAAUGUUUUGUUUUUUUCUAUUUUUUUAUUUAUUUGGUUCAGGCAAUUUGCCUUAUAAUAAGUUACAUGCUAUGUGCAAAACUUACAUUGUAUUUUAAUGAUCAUCAUGCUCUUAAUUUGCAUACUCGAGUGUUUAAUUUGUUACCGUUUAUUGUUCUUUGUACCUCAUUAUAUGAGGUCUACAACGUUACUAUUUUCCAGCAUAAUGGUUCUCAUUUUAUUAAAAGUAAGGAAAUCCUUUCACUGUGAGUUUAUGCAGCUAGAUCUUUGUCAGAAACUGAAACCAAAUAACCAUAUAACUGUCAAAAACUAACUCACUUAUGCAAUAACCAUUGUCAAUAUCCCUGUAUCAUUCCUGGUCACAGCUUGCCAAGAGAGGUCUUGAUGUUGUCCUGAUCAGUCGCACUCUGGAGAAGCUCAAGAAUGUGGCAUCCGAAAUAGGUAAAAUCAAUUUCUUUCAAUUGAUUUUAAAAAUAUAGAACAAGCAUUCAACGUACUGACUUAAAAAAAUAAAUACUCAAUUUAAAGUAAUUUUGCCAGAAUUAAAAUGUCUUUAUUUUUGUUAACAUGUAUCCUAGAUAGGUGUUUUGUGUCCCUAUGCCCUACCCCAAAGAUGGGAGGGCUAGUCUAGAAUUUGCAGCCUAUCAAUGUAGUCCAAAAAUGGACUUGUAAUGCAGAGGUUAAUUACUCAUUUCCAAAAGGCUAUUUAGCCAACUGUGUUAUAUAAAUGAAUAUGGGGUUUUAGUCACAUCACAUGUUGUACUGGGUAUAAGCCCGCCACUACUUUUGAAGGUACCCCAAUUUUUUUGGCCAUACCCAAAUGGUAAAAAGUACUUACCGCUUUAUUUGCUUGAGAUAGGAGAUGUGACAUUGGACUCUAAUCACAUUCUCCACAGAAUAGUUAUUUUUCACAGUUCCAACCCCUUGAUCUGAGCUAUCCGGGAUAUAAUAAACGUGGGGGAAACCUUUUGGUAAUAAAUAUGUGUUUAUGGUUGUUAUUGUUAGGCGCCCUGGUGUCUGGUAGAUAAGUAGAUUAUCUUGUCCUAUGUCGGCUAUGUCCCAGACACCAAGACUGCCAGGUUGUGCAAUGUCUAUUGUUUUCAUAAUAAUCCCCUGUUGGGAAUGUGUGUGUGUAUAUAUACCUGUGUGUUUUGAAAUAAACUUAGACCUGUUUCAUCCUUCAUCAAACCUUGGCUGAUGUUUUGGACAAGCUAUAAUCACUCUAGCUACUAUGUCCCAGGGGAAAGGGAAAAGUUAUAAUCACUUUGGCUGCUCUGUCCCAGGCGGAAGUGACAAGCUAUAAUCACUUUGGCUACUCAGGAGAAGGGAUACUUGGCGGAGAUACUCAGCCUGAGCAUAGAAGCUCCGUCACAGGUGAUUUAACAUUUUUUUAACUGUGUGCUGUUCCCUGAAUGCGUAUUUUGCAUACAUUUUAGUCUCUACAGUAGUAGUGCCACCGCUAUUUAAAAAAUGCAUAUUCUGUGUGUCCCUACAAUACAUUUUUUUUUUUGCAUUAAAAGGAUUGGCAUUCAGACCUGAAUAGAUGUAUCUUCUAAAAUUUUACCUAAUAUUUACACUUUUAUUACAGAGCAAAAAUAUGGUCGCAAAACUAAAAUCAUCCAAGCAGAUUUCACAAGAGGAUCAGAAAUGUAUGAGUCAAUUGAGAACAACCUAAAAGGGAUGGAGAUAGGAAUUCUGGGUAAUAUAUAUUUGCAAUUAUGUUGAUGUAGGACCUUUAGUGUAGAGUUUAUCAGGACAGAAUAAAACUGUGCUGUGUUUAUAUGUAAUUUUCCAUGAUACCAACUAACUGCCGAUUAUCAGGACAGGAUGAAAAGUAUGCUGGGUUUAUAUUUCACGUGAAGGUCUAUGCCGUCAUGCAGUUUAGGGCCUUAAUGCCAUAUGAUGACAUAGACUGUCAUACAGUAAAAGUGCCAGCAAAGGUUAAAUAACUGCUAGUACCAAGAAACCCGAAAUAUCUUUAGAUAACUGAAAGUCCAAUAUAUCAGCUGGGAACAGGGUUAGGUGCCCCAGAGCUAUGAACGGUAAAUGGAUUUAAAUACCUCUGCUGAUUAAUCAUGCUCAGACGCUGUAAAUAUGAAUAUGCAAUUUGGGGGUUUUGCAGUAGUGGGACACAUGGGAUUUAUGAAAUUCCUGAAAUAAAACGUGUGAAAAAAAGGCAAAAAAAUUUACUAAUUUGACCUAGGUUUGUGAUAAAGUGGUUAAAUUAAGUGCUUUAAAAUGCUCUUAGUUACCAAGCCUGGGGGAUGUACAUUCUACAAAUAUAUACUUUUAUGUAGUGGUAUUGGAUUCUGUGACUAUUAUUAAAUUUGUAAUCUCAGCAUUCCAAAUGUUGCAAAGUUUUAGCUUUAAAACUAUAUAAAGCAGUAUUUGUUUUAUAAAUUCUAAAAAUGUAUUGAAAUCUUAGACAUGUGCAUUUUAACAAUCAGAACUAAUUAGUGAAUGUAUUUUGAGUUCAAUUUAGCUGCACUUGAUGUGUAGAAAUAAUUAAAUGUAAAAAUGUUUUAUUUAAAGUUUUACCCCCCACAUUUUAAAUUAAGAUUAAUUAUAUAUUACAUAAUGGGAUAUUUAAUUGAAAAAUCCGAGAUAUUGUGCUGCUGUCUGACAGGAGCUUAUUCUCAUUCACAGUGAACAAUGUAGGUAUGAUCCUGUCUAAGCAUCCUGAGCGAUUUCUGAAUAUCCCUAAUAUUAACAAGGUUAGUUAUCAGCCAUUUAAAUAGUAAUUUGGGUUAAUUCACUUUCUGAAUGCAGUUGGGGCAGCAAGUUUCAUAAAAAAAAAAAAAAAAAAGAAUUACAAAUUAAUUUGCAACUUUCAUUUUGUCAAGGCAAAACUGGUCGAAAUGAGUUUGUUUUAUUUUUUUCAGCCAAAUGAUCAGAUUUUGUUCUACUUUAAGAUCAGUAAUUUACAUAUUGUAUUAAACAUUACAUGUUAACCCGUUCACUCUCAAAUCUGUUAGAAUGCUAAUUUGCAAAUACAUUCUCCUGCUUUCUUUGAAUUUUAGCUGGCUUUAGUAUUGGCAAUUGUCUGGCCACAAAUUUUGUCCCUGUCAAUUUCUUUCUUCCCCUCCCUGUCAAUUUAUUUCCCCCUGUCAUUUCUUUCCCCCUCCCUGUCAUUAUCCCCAAUCAAUUCCUCCCCACCCUGUCAAUUUCUUUCCCCCCUGUCCAAUUUCUUUCCCCCACAUCUUUCUCCCCAUCCUCUUUUCCCCUCCCCUUGUCCUCUCUUCUCCCCUCCUUGUCAUUAUCUUCUCCCCCUUUCACCCCCCUCCCCUAUCCAAUUUCUUUCUCCCCUGUCAAUUUCUUUCCCCACCCUGUCAAUUUCUUUCUCUCACCUCCCUGUCAAUUUGUUUCUACCCUCCUGUCAAUUUCUUUCUUCCCCUCCCUGUCAAUUUUAUUCCCCCUCUUCAAUUUCUUUCUCCCCUCCUGUCGAAAUUUCUCCCCUCUCUUGUCACUCUUCUCCCCCCUCUCCCUCCCUUGUCACUCUCUUCUCCGCCUCCCUUGUCACUCUCUUCUCCCCCUUGUCCCUCUCUUCUCCCCCCUCCCUUGUCACUCUCUUCUCCCCCCUCCCUUGUCACUCUCUUCUCCCCCCUUGUCUCUCUCUUCUCCUCCCGUUGUCACUCUCUUCUCCUCUCCCCUUCCCCACUCUCAUUCCCCCUCCCUCCUCUGUCACUCUCCCCUGUAAAUUUCUUUCAAUUCCCCUCCUGUCAAUUUCUUCCCCGAUCAGUUGUUCUCCCCUCCCUGUCAAUUUCUUUCUCCCCUCCCCUGUCAGAUUUCUUUUCCCCCUCCUGUCAAUUUCUUCCACCAGAUCAGUUUAUUUCUCCCCUGUCAAUUUGUUUCUCCACUCCCCAGUCAAUUUCCUACCUCCCUGUCAAUUUCUCCUCCCCCCUCCUGUCAGUUAUUUCCUGCCUUCCCUGUCCAGUUUAUUUCUCCCCACUCCUGUCCAAUUUAUUUCUCCCCAAUUUCUUUCUCCCCCUCCCUGUCCAAUUUAUUUCCUCCCCUGUCAAUUUAUUUCUCCCCCCUCCCUGUCAAUUUAUUUCUCCCCCUCCUGUCAAUUUCUUCCCCAUCAAUUUCACUCUUCUCCCCCCCAUCCUUGUCACUCUCUUCUCCCCUUAUUCCCUCUUCUCCCCCCUCUCCCUCCCUUGUCACUCUCUUCUCCCCCCUCCCUUUUCACACUCUUCUCCCCUCCCCCUCCCCACUCUCAUUCCCCCUCCCUCCCCUGUCACUCUCACCCCCUGUCAAUUUCUUUCUCCCCCCAUCAAUCCAAACACUCCCCUCCCUGUAAAUUUCUUUCUCCCCCAACCCCCCCCAACCUCCCCUCCCUGUCAAUUUCUUCCACCUUCCCCUCCAGAUUUAUUUCUCCCCCCCCCAAACCCCCAACAACCCCCCCACCCCCCAAAACUCCCCCUCCUGUCAAUUUCAUUUCUCCCCCCUCCUGUCCAGUAUCUUUCUCCCCAUCAAUUUCACUCUUCUCCCUUCCCUUGUCACUCUCUUCUCCCUCCUUGUCAAUCUCUUCUCCCCCCUUGUCACUCUCUUCUCCCCCUUGUCACUCUCUUCUCCCCUCCCCCUCCCCACUCUCAUUCCCCCUCCCUCCCCUGUCACUCUCACCCCUGUCAAUUUCUUUCUCUCCCACAUCAAUUCCCCUCCUGUCAAUUUGUUUUCUCCCCUCCUGUCAGUUUCUUUCUCCCCCCCUGUCAUUUCUUUCUCACCCCCCCUGUCAAUUUCUUUCAAUUUCUCCGUCAAUUUCUUCCCCCCUCCUGUCCACCACCUCCCGUCAAUUUCUUUCCCCCCCUGUCCAAUUUCUCCCCCCCUGUCAGUUUCUUUCUCCCUGUCAAUUUCUUUGUCAUUCUUUCUCCUGUCAAUUUCAUUCUCCACCCUCCCUGUCAAUUUCUUCCCCCCUCCCUGUCAAUUUCUUUCUCCCCCUCCCUGUCAAUUUCUUUCUCCCCCUCCCUGUCAAUUUCUUUCUUCCCCCUGUUAAUUUAUUUCUCCCCCCCUGUCAAUUUCUUUCUCCCCCUUCCCUGUCAAUUUAUUUCUCCCCCCCUCCUUGUCAAUUUCUUUCUCCCUCCACCCCUACCUCUGUUGUAACGUGGCUGAGCCCUGUAUAACCAUACAGGGCUCAGCCACGCUACAUUGAGGGAGUGACAGGAGGGAGCGCUGAGUGCUUCCCUCCUAUCAGCCCCUCUCCUCAUGCUGCGCCCGGGCGGUGCGCCCUCAUGGACGCACCAGCCUGGGCAAAGCUGCAGCCGCCUGAGGCUCUCUACAGAGCGCUCGGGCGGCUGCAGAAUGGGGGGGGGGAGGGCGGCGCUCCUGGUGCUGCCUAGUCCGCCUAACAGGUAACGCCGGCCCUGUCUAUAUACCUUGUUUGCAUGAUAUUAUGUAUAUUAUUGAUGCACAUUACAUAAAAAAUGUACUUAAAAAAAGACUAAAUAACCAAAAAUCUAAAAGAUGUAUUUUCAUUUCUACCAGGCUAUUACGGAUACGAUUAACUGUAACAUACUGUCAGUAUUGCAGGUAAGUGCCAAUCCACACCUCUACUAACGAAUACAAUCACAAUGCUCAAGAAGUUGUCUAUCAGAUUCUAUAGAUUUUUGCAAAAAAAGGCAUUUUUGCACAAAUAGAAUAUUCAAGAUUAUAAUUGAUAUGUAUGUGAGCAGGAUGUUAAUCCAGGGAGAAAUCUGAAUGCCAUUAUGUCAAGGGGAUUUCCCCCCCCCCACACUUUUUGUGACUUAAUUGGAAAUGGCUACAAAUGGAUAGUUUUGCCCUCUUUUAGAUAAACAGUAUAAAAGAAUGGAUUUUAAGAUUGAACUUGUUGAACUUUAGUCUUUUGGAUUACUAUGUAACUAUAUGUAAUGCUGGAAGUAGUGACGUAAGUGAGACAUGCCAUGGAUAUACAUUCUGGUGCACAGUGGUCAAGUCCUGGGAACUCACCCAAGAUCUGCUCUCCCCCCCCCCAGCUGAAAAAAACUCCAAUUAUACACUCGUAUGCAGGGGCUGAGUAAAGGCACUGGGCUUAGUAAGGUGGCAGGGGCUGAGUAAGGUGGACAGGGGAUGAGUAAGGUGGAAAGGGGCUGAGGAAGUGGGACAGGAGCUUAGGAGGGGUGGGACAUGGGCUGAGGAAGGGGACAAGGGCUGUAGGUUACAGGAGCUUAGGAGGGGACAGGUGCUGAAGAAAGGGACAGGGGCUGAGGAAAGGGUCAGGGGCUGAGGAAAGGGAUAGGGGCUGAGGAAAGGGUCAGGGGCUUAGGCAGGACAGGGGCAGAGGAAAGAGACAGGGGCUGAGGAAAGUGACAGGGGCUGAGGAGGGGAACAGGGUGUCCCUGAGGAGGGGGGACAGGGUAUCCCUGAGGAAGGGGACAGGGUGUCCCUGAGGAGGACAGGGACUGAGUGAGGUGGACAGGGGCUGAGUAAUGUGGACAGGGGCUGAUGAAGAGGGACAGGAGCUUAGGAGGGGGGUGACAUGGGCUGAGGAAGGGGACAGGGGCUUAGGGUUACAGGAGCAGGAGGGACAUGGAGCUAGGGAGGAGCACAGAACAUUAGGGGAGGGGCUGAGUAAUGUGGACAGGGGAUGAGGAAGAGGGACAGGAGUUUAGGAGGGGGGUGACAUGGGCUGAGGAAGGGGACAGGGGCUUAGGGUUACAGGAGCUUAGGAGGGGGACAGGUGCUGAGGAAAGGGACAGGGGCUGAGGAAAGGGACAGGGCCUGGGUAAGGGGACAGGGGCUGAGGGGGACAGGGUGUCCCUGAGGAGGGGGACAGGGACUGAGUGAGGGGGACAGGGCCUGAGUGAGGGGGACAAGGCCUGAGUGAGGGGGACAGGGUGGGACUGAGGAGGCGGACAGAGACUGAGUGAGGGGGACAGGAGCUUAGGAGGGGGGGGGCAGGGGCUGAGGAGGGGGCAGGGCAGAGUAAGUGCUUUCCCCCCUCCCUGAGGCUUACCUUGGGCCAGUGAGGGGUGAGACAAGAUCUGGAGCCUGCAGCCAGUGGAGUCGGCCGGCCCUACUGAUGAUGUCAGGAGGAGGAGGUGUGACUUCCUCUGCUCUUCUUAUAGACUCCCCAGCGGUCCUUGGAGAAGAGCAGAGGAAUUCACGCCCCCUCCUCAUGACAUCAUCAGUAGGGCCGGCUGACUCCACUGGCUGCAGGCUGCAGGGAGAGAGGUGAGUUUAGAAAUCCGAGUCCCCAGCCAGAGGCAGGACUAGUAAUGGGAACGGUGUUCCUGCUGUGAAAAAAGUGCAGGAACGCCGUUCCCAUGCGUUCCUGCAGGACUCGAGCCCUGCUGGUGCAGCUCAAGGUGUUGGCAAGUUGACCACCAUUCCCAGGUCUAUGGCUUACUUCUGCUCCCAAUCUGUAAUGAUAUUUAUCCUUUUUAACUGUGUGAUAACGUCAUGCUAUUUUCAGUGUAGGGAAAAUAUAAUGCCACUAUGAUGACUGUUGCCUUUUAUAGUCAAUGUGUUGAUAGUAAAAUUAUAAAUUAAAUCGCCAAAGGUUACACAGGGCUACAAGCAAUCUGUGAUACAAUGAAAGACAGCGUAAAAUGAAACAUCUAUAUCUAUAUAUAUAGAUAUUAAUUUACAGAUUUAGCUUUCAUUAAUCUCUAAGCAGCAAUUCUAGAUUGUUAUUAAGCUGUUGCUCUAAGAUAAAUCCUACUGUAGAAUUAGUAAUUUCUUUAUUCAUCAUUAUUCUUCUAAUUGCAUAAAACCUAGCAAUAGAACCUCAUAUCCGAUAGACAAAAAAUGGAGUUCUGCGCAUCAAGUAGGUAGUGCACACCCAGGUGCUACUGCAGUUUAUUACAGGACACAAUAUAAACAAACGUUUCGGGCAACAAGCCCUUCCUCAGUGCUUGUUGCCCUUCCUCAGUGCUAAUGAGGAAGGGCUUGUUGCCCGAAACGUUUAUUUAUAUUGUGUCCUCUAAUAAACUGCAGUAGCGCCUGGGUGUGCACUACCUACUUGAUGCGCAGAACUCCAUUUUUUGUCUAUCUGCUUGUUACACUGUUGGAACUACAGUAAGGAGACCCUGCAGCUAGGAUUUAACUGUUCAUUAUUGUGUUCUUUAUCUUUGAUAAUCGGUGGGCAUCAUUGAUGCCUCUGCCUCAUCCUAUGCAUAGAACCUCAUAACCAUGACAAUUACCUUUCCUUUCAGAUGACUCGAAUCGUUCUCCCACAGAUGAUAGAAAGGUACAUUUUAUGUUCUUUAUGUAAAAGUAACAGAGCAAAGAAUGGAAAGCCUAGUACUGUGGUAGAUCCCAUAAAGAUUACCUUCAAAGAAUUAUCCAAGGACAUGUUGAGCAAUAAUGUAAUGCAUUGACACUAUCAUACAUGCCUAAAGCCUUCUGGCUAUUUGUGAUAAGGCAAAUAGUAUAUACACUAAAAUUGAAUAAGAAAUGCGACAAAUAGGAGUGAUCCCAGGUGUACCUCACUAACACCAAGUAAUAAAAUAAAGACAAAAAGGUGGGAAAAACACCCAAAUAAGCGUACAAAAAAGUACAACCUGGAGAAAUGGGUCCAGGACAGGUAAGGCUUUAGAAAGUAAUAACAAAUCUAAAAUAAUCAAAAAAUAUCAUAGCGUAAUACAGUUUAAAAUGUAAUAGAAAUGUGUGGUGCUAGUAGCAAACUCAGAAACGUGGGUAGAAUGCAGGCUUCUCACGCCACCUGGGGUUAUCUAUACUCUGAAUUUGAUAGCAGAUUCUGAGGUGUAAAAUAUCUUCAAAGGAAAAUAGGAAGAAAACCAUUUAUGGUGAAGUAUGUAAGAAAAUAGAAAACGAUUUAUUUGAAUGCACUUACAAACAGGUAGAUGCUAUAGCCAUAUCUCCACUUCGAGUGGAAUAAAAAUGCAGUGUGGUGGGUCUGGAAAAUAGUCCAACUUUGGCCGCAGGAAAAUAAAAGAAAGAUAUACAAUAAAAACAAACAUACAUAUCAAAAGUCUAUAAAUCCGACACGUUUUGUCCAAGGAGCAGGAAGGACUUCUUCAGGGAUAUGAUGAUUCUUCAAAUGGAAAGCUUCUCUUUACCCGUAAUAAUUCUGCUUAAUUCGAUUAACCGGUGGCGUUUGUUCCACCACUGGAACGCAAUGACAGACUUCCUGUAGCGUCUUGAUCAGGGCCGGAUCAAGGAUUUUUGCCGCCCUAGGCAAAAGUAAAGUUUGCCGCCGCCGCCCCCCAUGUGACAUCACAAUGCCCCACCCAUAUGAUCUGCCACGUUAACUAACGCCAGUGCUGGAGUGCCGCCGUGUUUACAUUAAAAGGCCUGCAGGGACAGGCUAUAGACAUCAGAACCACUACAUUAAGCUGCAGUGGUUCUGGGGACUAUGGUGUCUCUUUAAUGUGAGGUAAACUAGAGAAUAGUGCCACGAAUAAUAUUCUAUAUUGCCUACUUACAACCAGAUGAGGAUGAUGAUGGCUUCUAGCUGCAGUCUGGCUCCACAGGUCUGGUGUAGAACAGGCUCUCUGGAGACUGUUUGUAACUAUGGUCACAAAAAUCAAUGUUCUGGGAGAACGGGAAGCAGCUCCAUUUUUUUGGGGCCCUUUACACAGCUCAAGGUCUGGGUCCCUCCCCUGUCACUCUCACCCCCCUGUCAAUUUCUUUCUCUCCCCCAUCAAUUCUCCUCCCUGUCAAUUUCUUUCUCCCCCCUCCCUGUCAAUUUCUUUCUCCCCCCUCCCCUACCUCUGUUGUAGCGUGGCCGAGCCCUGUAUGGUCCGCGGGUACAGGGAGCUUUUGUUUCCUUUACCCGGCCGGACUAACAGGAAGUGCACACUCAGUGUUAGUCCGGCCAGGUAGAGGAGACAGAUGCUUCCUGUACCCACGGACCAUACAGGGCUCGACCACGCUACAGUGAGGGAGUGACAGGAGGGAGCGCUGAGCACUUCCUGGACGCACCAGCCCGGCAAAGCUGCAGCCGCCUGAGGCUCUCUACAGAAUGCCCGGGCGCUGCAGCAUGAGGGGGGCCGGCGCUCCUGGCGGCGCCCUUUCCCAAGAGGCACCCUAGGCGGCUGCCAAGUCAGCCUAACAGGUAGCGCCGGCCCUGGCUGCAGGAUGAGGGGGGCCGGCGCUCCUGGUGGCGCCCCUUCCCAAGAGGCACCCUAGGCGGCUGCCUAGUCCGCUUAAUAGGUAGCGCCGGCCCUGGUCUUGAUACUUCUAUUUUCUUACAUACUUCACCAUAUAUGGUUUUCUUCCUAUUUUCCUUUGAAGAUACUUUACACCUCAGAAUCUGCUAUCAAAUCCAGAGUAUCGUUAACCCCAGGUGAGGUGAGAAGCCUGUGUUCUACCUACAUUUCUGAGUUUGCUACUAGCAACACACAUUUCUAUUACAUUUUAAACUGUAUCACGCUAUGAUAUGUUUUUAUUAUUUUAGAUUUGUUAUUACUUUCUAAAUCCUUACCUGUCCUGGACCCAUUUCUCCAGGUUGUACUAGAUUUUAUUUUUUUAUUACGCUUAUUUGGGUGUUUUUCCAAUCUUUUUGUCUUCUGGCUAUUUUGGCCUUAAAUGUAAACUCCCUUGUGAAAUUUCUGACAAUUUACUGUUUAGUAUAGAAACACUUGUAUUCCUAAUCCUAAAGAGAUCAAGUUGUAGAGUAGUUUUAUACUACUGCUAACCUUUCUGCCUAUCACAACAUCAUCUGGCUCUCGAGCCGAUGGCCAACCCAAUGCUCCUCAUGAAGGAGCAAUAUUCAAUGCUUUCCUAUGAGCUGUAACCUCACUUGAUCAUGUUUCACUCCGAAAGGCAGCCACUAGUAUGCAAUGUUGACAUUGCAGUUUCUAUAAAACUUUUUACCACUGCACCAAGACCACUUCAUUGAGAUGCAUUUCAACUAAUGUUGGCUAAGCCUGCAAAACAGUCCUUAAACUAAUUUUUUUUUGUUUGGCAAUUGUUUCAAUUUCGUAGCCUGGUAGAGCAUUAAAACAAAAUGAGUUAAAAUGGAAUAAAGGGAGAUUGACCAAAUUUAGGUAAAUCAUUUCCAAACACUGACCUGUAAUAAUUAAGAGCAACAUCUAUUUGGUCUCAAUCAGCCCUCUGUCUUUAUUUCACCCAGAAACAAAGGUCUUAUUAUAAACAUUUCCUCGGAAGCUGGAAAUCAUCCAUUUCCUUUGUUAAUCGUGUACAGUGCUACUAAGGUAAGCAGGAGACAGUGGGCAUCAAGUAAUGAUAAAAUAUGAAGUUUUCAUAUAUUUAUUUUGUAUUUAAUGGAAGUUAGUUUGUAGUUUGUGGUCAUAAGGUCACACACACACACAGCACCUCCUCACACACACACAGCACCCCCUCCCCACAUACACACAGCACCUCCCAGACCCACAAAACCCCUCACACACACAGGUCAUAAGGCUUGGAUUAUGUAUAUACAAUGUACAAGCGGUUACAAAUUACUGAUAGUUCUUAUUUGCAUUUUCUUUAAUAGGUCUUUGUGGAUUUUUUUUCAAGAGGUCUCCACAUAGAAUACCAGUCAAAGGGAAUCACUGUACAGGUAUCGUGCAAGGCAAAUAGUAGUAUGCAUGUCAUUUUAUUUUGAGAAUGUGUAUUUACUCAGAGUGAAUUGAGCUGAAAUUUGAUAAAUAUGCAAAUGCCAUAUGCGUGCUGAGCAUUUUGAAAUAAACAUUUGUCUUUAGUAAAUUUGAUAAUUACAGAUUUGGUUUAAAUUCAGUUAUUUUUAUUUUUAUUUUUAUUUUUAUUUAAAUGUAAUGAGUAAUAUGUUGCCUAAGUGAAUAAAGGCUUUGGAGAUUACUUUAGCAGAUCCGCAACUGUCAUACAACUCUCUUGAUGCUUUGCUAGCUGGGGAUCUACCACUUUCCCAUCCUUGUAUUUCUUAAUUGUGUCUAUGUGUUUGAAUGAUGUACAGUUGCAAGAAAAAGUAUAUGAACCCUUUGGAAUGAUAUGGAUUUCUGCACAAAUUGGUCAUAAAAUGUGAUCUGAUCAUCAUCUAAGUCACAACAAUAGACAAUCACAGUCUGCUUAAACUAAUAACACACAAAGAAUGAAAUGUUGCUAUGUUUUAAUGAACACACCAUGUAAACAUUCACAGUGCAGGUGGAAAAAGUAUGUGAACCCCUAGACUAAUGACAUCUCCAAGAGCUAAUUGGAGUGAGAUGUCAGCCAACUGGAGUCCAAUCAAUGAGAUGAGAUUGGAGGUGUUGGUUACAGCUGCCCUGCCCUAUAAAAAACACACACCAGUUCUGGGUUUGCUUUUCACAAGAAGCAUUGCCUGAUGUGAAUGAUGCCUCGCACAAAAGAGCUCUCAGAAGACCUACGAUUAAGAAUUGUUGACUUGCAUAAAGCUGGAAAGGGUUAUAAAAGUAUCUCCAAAAGCCUUGCUGUUCAUCAGUCCACAGUAAGACAAAUUGUCUAUAAAUGGAGAAAGUUCAGCACUGCUGCUACUCUCCCUAGGAGUGGCCAUCCUGUAAAGAUGACUGCAAGAGCACAGCGCAGACUGCUCAAUGAGGUGAAGAAGAAUCCUAGAGUGUCAGCUAAAGACUUACAAAAGUCACUGGCAAAUGCUAACAUCCCUGUUAGCGAAUCUACAAUACGUAAAACACUAAACAAGAAUGGAUUUCAUGGGAGGAUACCACAGAGGAAGCUACUGCUGUCCAAACAAAACAUUGCUGCACGUUUACAGUUUGCACAAGAGCACCUGGAUGUUCCACAGCAGUACUGGCAAAAUAUUCUGUGGACAGAUGAAACCAGAGUUGAGUUGUUUGGAAGAAACACACAACACUAUGUGUGACGAAAAAAAGGCACAGCACACCAACAUCAAAACCUCAUCCCAACUGUGAAGUAUGGUGGUGGGGGCAUCAUGGUUUGGGGCUGCUUUGCUGCGUCAGGGCCUGGACGGAUUGCUAUCAUUGAAGGAAAAAUGAAUACCCAAGUUUAUCAAGACAUUUUGCAGGAGAACUUAAGGCCAUCUGUCUACCAGCUGAAGCUCAACAGAAGAUGGGUGUUGCAACAGGACAAUGACCCAAAGCAUAGAAGUAAAUCAACAACAGAAUGGCUUAAACAGAAGAAAAUACACCUUCUGAAGUGGCCCAGUCAGAGUCCUGACCUCAACCCGAUUGAGAUGCUGUGAAUAUUGCUGAACUGAAACAGUUCUGUAAAGUGGAAUGGUCAAGAAUUACCCGUUGUGCACGUCUGAUCUGUAACUACAGGAAACGUUUGGUUGAAGUUAUUGCUGCCAAAGGAGGUUCAACCAGUUAUUAAAUCCAAGGGUUCACAUACUUUUUCCACCUGCACUGUGAAUGCUUACAUGGUGUGUUCAGUAAAAACAUGGCAACAUUUCAUUCUUUGUGUGUUAUUAGUUUAAGCAGACUGUGAUUGUCUAUUGUUGUGACUUAGAUGAUGAUCAGAUCACAUUUUAUGACCAAUUUGUGCCGAAAUCCAUAUCAUUCCAAAGGGUUCACAUACUUUUUCUUGCAACUGUAAGUAUGUUUUGUAUGCAGUAUGUGUGUAAAUGUAGUGUUGACAUUUGAAUGCAGUUGUGUGUUUGUAUGUACUAUUGCUAUUUGAAUGCAGGGCUGUAUUUCUGUGCACAUACAUACAAAUACACAUACAAAUACACAUACAUACAAAUAGAUCAGUGCCAUCUUAACAACAUUAUGGGCCCCUGGGCAAAGCAGUGCACUAUUGCCCUGCCUACACACAACUCACAGGAAUAAAAAUGUGAAUUAUAGAUAAAAUUAAGGUUAUAUUUAUUAGUUCCUCCAACAAAUGAAAAACCUACAUACACACAGAUUGCUGAACACAUUCACACACCGACUCCUGAACACAUACACACACAGACUGCUAAAUACACAGACUGCUGAAUACACACAGACAGUCCGCUGAAUACAUACACACAGUCCACUGAAAACAUACACACAGUCCGCUGAAUACACACACACAAAUAUAAACACACACUGCUGAAUACACAUGCAGACAGACUUCAGAAUACACAGAGUGCGGAGUACACACAGACUGCUGAAUACACACACACGCAAUAUGCUAAAUAUACACACACAGACUGCUGAAUACACUCACACACACACACUGCUGAAUACACAUACAGACAGACUGCUGAAUACACACACAGACAGAAUGCAGAGUACACACAGACCGCUGAAUACACACACACAAACUGCUGAAUACAUACAGGCUGCUAAAUACAUACACACACUGCUGAAUACACACCCAGACAGAAUGCUGAGUACACACAGUCUGCUGAAUACACACAUUCAAACAUAUACACAGACUGCUGAAUACACACACACACAUACUGGAUUGAGGGGUGCAGUGUAUGUGUUUGUGUGUACGAGUUCUGUGUGUGUAUGUGUAUGGGUUCUGUGUGUGAGGGGAGGGGGUGUGUGUCUGAGGUUUGCUGUGUGUGUCUGAUGGGUGGUGUGUGAGUGAGAGAGAGGUGCUGUGUGUGUGUGUGUGUGAGAGAGGUGCUGUGUGUGAUGAGUGUUGUGUGUGGGGAGGGGGUGAUGUGUGUGUGUGUGUGAGGGGUUUUGUGUGUUGCUGGUGCUGUGUGUGGGGUGCUGUGUGCUGUGUGUGUGUGUGAGGGGUUUUGUGUGUGUGUGUGGGGGGUGCUGUGUGUGGGGAGAGUGCUGGGUGUGUGGGUUUUUUCAAGCUGUAAAAGGUCCAUAACACCCUGACUGGAUCCAUGAUUAGAGAUUUAAGUGUUAGGGUCAUCCAAACUGUCCUCCCAGAUUUGUGGGCCCUGUGCGGUUGCAGCAGCAUUAUCGCAAGUAGUUCCAGUGUGGCUGGUAGAACAAGUUGGUAGGCUUUUGUUUAAAGGUGGAGUAGCUAACUGACAUAUGUUCACAUUCCGAAAUACAAUUUUUCUCUUUCAGUGUGUGAUGCCUUUAUCGGUCUCAACAGCAAUGACUUCUAAUAUAAAAACAAACAUCUUUGUAAAGUCUGCUGAUGAUUUUGCCCGGGAGGCUCUAAACACUGUGGGUUACACAAACAGAACCAGUGGGUGUUUCUCUCACUCCCUUCAGGUACGUAUUUUAUAAUCCUUUAGGGCUACUGUUAUUCAUCUUCAAAUGUACUUAUCAUCGGGAGAUUUUGUUAUGUCUAUGCUGGAGCUGUUCCGGAUACAAAACAAAGUUUACUUUGAGAAAUGUAAGACAAAAAGUUAUGUUUUGUAUAGACAGUUUCAGGGAGGGAGCAGUUAUCUAACUAGAGACAGAGUAGAGACAUUUCGUGGCAAAAUCCAGGAGAAAGAUCAGAUAAGCGAUAUUAGGAAACAUGUUGUUCUGGGCAAAAACAGAAUGCAUUCAUGGUGUGAAUAGAGCAGUGUAAAAUAAGAACAGAUAGGGGCCAAAAACAUAACCUUGAAGCAAUCCAACUGAAGGCAGCAGGGAGGUGAAAAAGUAGUAGAGAGCGGAAAAAAAAGACAAUCAGAAAACAGUACAGACAAAACGUGUUUUACUGUCAGAGUGAAUCACCAGUUCAAUCAUGCAUGCAUUUCACUUGUUGAAAAAGAGAAUGAUGGAAAACUGAUUAUGAUCGGACAGAACAUCAAUAUGGAAGAUGGGUUAUGUAUGUGAGAUAGAGAUUAGUAAUGCAGAAUUUGCAAAGUAUUAGUGUGACGGACCGACGUCACUAAGUACCAUGUCCACUGCUUAUUUGUGUGGUUUCCCCUUGUAUUCUGUGUUCCCCCAUGUAUUUGUAUGCAUUUUGUGUUUUUUGCCUGUUCCCUAUUCAGAAGAGCUCAUACAAACGAAACCCGUUUGUCUCCCAAAUGGGGGUCACACUGAUUUCCCAUUUAGAACGCUAAUUAGAUUAGCCCUACCUGAUCCUAACGCAGCCAUAAUCAAUAGGGAUGUGCAUGGGAAAAAAUUUGGUUUGGUUAAGCACUUCCGAAAUUCAGGACUUUGGCAAUUCGGGACUACGGCAAUUCCCUACCCCUACCCUAACCCUUUCCCUACCCCUAAUCAUACCCCUAGAUGUGUAAGUGGUUGUGGUGGUUAGGCUUAGGGGUAGGGUUAGAUUCCUGUCAUCAUUCACGUAAUUUUCCCUCCCUCUCUUGUUUUGCCACUUUUCCGAAAUCUGAAGCACUUCGGCACUUCCGAAAUUCGGCGGUUCGGUUCGGCACUUCCAAAAUACAGCACUUCGGAAAUUGCUGAAAUCCAUCCGAAUUUACAUUCGGAAUGAAACUAAUUGCACAUGUCUAAUAAUCACUGUUUCCCAUACCCAGGAGCUGCGAGGCCAGGCUCGGAGCUGCCCAAAGAGGUAUCCACCAGAGAGAGAGACACGGGCCCCAGCUGAAUCCCAGGAGCUGUGAGUCGGCUGCACAGCCACAGAGGUCCCGCUGGCCGCCUGGAAGUCUGUGGAAUAGGACUAAGAGCGCCCAUUUAAACUGGGUUCACGCCAUUCUCCUGAUGGGACGGCACGAGUGAGUGCUGACAGGUCGCUGCGAGACACAUGCGACCAAUCAGAUAAGGAGCGCCCAUUCAAACAGGGUUUCUCACCCUUUCUCCUGAAUGGGCGGUAAAAGCCCUCUUCUCCCUGAACGCUAAUUGGCGCAGUUUGGUUUUGCGCCCUUUUCGCUGAUUGUCUGGCGGAAUGCCUUCUCUCCACGAGCGCUGAUUGGCACGAUUUGGUUUGCGCCCUUUUUCCGGAUUGGCUGUUGCUUGCUUUAGGCACAAAGUUUGAAUUCACCGGACUAACCCAAGCAACACUGUGGAACUAAUUUCAGGAAUGUACAGAGUCUCCAGCCCUAGACUUUAUACGAUGAUUUCUCGGGCUCUGUAAAUCCGAUAGCCCCGCUAUUUGCAGGGAUCCUUGUUGGGAUUUGGGGCUAUCCAGGGAGAUAGACAUGUGUGACCCCUUUCCUUCCCGGGGCGCGGAGCCCCAUAAGUUUACUCCAUGUAUGUAAUGUGUCCUAUUGUCUGUAAAUAUUGUGCUAUUGGUAUCUCCCAGAGUGCGAGAUGGUUAUCUGUAAACCAUCCAACUCCAGCCUGGGAUUGUGUUGAACUGAAUGGAGACCUCCUGUGGUGGUCUGUGCAUAAAAGCUGUGCACCAAUAAAGAUUGUCAGAGUUGUACCUCCAGAACUAAGUCUUGUCCAGUUACUGGGGAAGGGGAAGAAAGGAUUAAUCCCUGGACCACCUUGUCGCAGCUAGUGGAAGAUGCAGCGGGGAAAGUCCUUGUAAGGACUGAGAGCUAUUUCCCCAGCUAGGAAGCGGUCCCUGUAACGGAGGUAACCGGUCGGGUUGUGAGAGAGGUCCAUUACAAUUAACAACCUCGAAAUUAUACUAAUUUACCAGCUUACGAUUAGUCUUUUAAAAUUGUGUGUGGAAUUCCUUUUUUAUUUUUAAACUCUCAUGGAGGAUAACUGAUCAAAGAAAAUGUAUGUAAUAUCAGUAGUCAACCAGAACUUGCCAUUUUUACAGGUGGGCAUAAUUACCUCCCAGCAUUCAUAAAAUAGAAUGAAUUCUAAAUCUACCUGAAGAAUGCCUUUGACACAUAGACUUUUAUUAUUCAUUUCAAUUUAAAAAAUGUUUUCAAAUUAAAAAAAAAAAAAAAGUUGCAGGGUUUAUUUUCUGCACAGUUAGCUAGAAACAUUACCAUUAUUAACAUUGCAGUGAUACAUUUCUUUCUGACUAAUUUCUUUUUCCUUUUAAUUUUAUUCAAUUUCCUUUUAUUUUAUAGAGCUAUGCCUUGGAUUUAAUUCCUAAGCCUGUGUUUUCAAUGACAACUGUGACAGAUCUCUUUGAGAAUCUAGUGAACAAGCAAAAGAAGAAAGAAAAAUGA